Messenger RNA from Spirometra erinaceieuropaei, 2475 nucleotides. Lineage: Eukaryota; Metazoa; Platyhelminthes; Cestoda; Diphyllobothriidea; Diphyllobothriidae. The record is from the annotation of a GenBank genome assembly.
AUGGUUGCAAAGGCGAUCUCGGAUGCCGACGGUUGGACCGACGAUCAUCCAGUCAUCUCCGAGUUGCGGAGUCGCCUACAGCCUCGUAAAAGACUUCAAGGUAACCGACCCAAGGUAAGUUGAAUAUUGCUUUGUUCUCCUUGCUCGCUCAUCAUCUCCAUUUCAGCAAUGAAAUAGCCCAAACGCUAGCCAACCUUCCAGUCGCCGCCGCCACCGAGGAGAACGCCUCCAUUGAGAACCGAAGGUGCAAACUGCGGGACACACUCAAGUAGACGGUCCUGGCUAUCUUCGGUCGUGCAUGGCGCCAACAUCAGGACUGGCUCGAUGGCAAUGACACCGCCACCAGCAACCUAUUCGCCGAGGUGAGCCGUCCGCACAAAACCUACGUCGACCGCCCGACCGACGACAACAGAACGGCCUUCUACCUUUUUCGCAGUCUUGUGCAACAGCGGCUGCGGGAGAUGCAAGACCAAAGAGAUCCAAGUUUACGCGUAUCCAAACGUAUGGAAGAACUUCUCUGCGACCAGGGCUACCAACGGUGCCACAACCAAAGGCACUGCUCCUCUUCUCAGUGCCAACGGAACCACCCUACUCACGAAAUAGACACAAAUUCUGCCUAACACUUCUGAGCCAUCUUCAACCGUCCCCCAACCAUUUCCGACGCCGUCAUCACCCCCCUGCCUCAAAUGGAGACCAACGCCGAUCUCAAACUCCAGCCCUCUCUCCACGAAACCAUAAGGUAGUGCAGCAGCUCUCCAGUGCAAAAGCACCCGAUCGGACACAAUCCCUGCUGACCUCUGCAAGGCUGACGGUCCCCAACUCAUGGAUCAUCUGACUGCGCUCUUCCUCGAGAUGUGGCGCCAAGAAGAAGUCCCGCAGGACUUUAAAGACGCCACGAUCUUGCACCUAUACAAACGGAAAGGGAACCGCCAGCUCUGUGAAAACUAUGGAGACAUCUCCUUCCUGAACACCGCCGGGAAGAUCUUCACUCGCAUUCUUCUCAACCGUCUGAAGAACCAUCUAGAACAGGGUCUUCUGCUAGAAAGCCAGUCCGGCUUCCGCCGUUAUAGUGGAACCACCGACAUGAUCCUCGCCGCCCGUAAGCUGUAGGAGAAGUGCCAGGAGAUGCGGACCCACCUGUACUCUACCUUCGUCGAUCUGACGAAAGUCUUCGACACGUUGAAUCACGGAGGACUGUGGAGAAUCAUGCAGAAAUUCGGCUGGCCCGAACGAUUCAUUCAAAUAGCGCGUCAGCUCCACAAUGGCAUGAUACCGCGAGUCACGGACAAUGAAGCUGUCACAGAGGCAUUUGCAGGGACCAACGGAGUAAAGCAGGGCUGCGUCCUCGCGCCUUUCCUCUUCAUUUUCAUGUUCUCUGCCACAAUGAAGGACACCUGCCGCGACGAACGCCCUGGUAUCCGCAUGGCCUACAGGACGGACGGCCAUCUCCUCAAUCAGCGGCGGAUGCACUUCCGGUCGCGUGUUUCCACAACCACAGUCCAUGAACUUCUCUUCGCCGACGACUGCGCUUUCAAUGCCACCUCGGAAGGGGAUAUGCAUAGGAGCAUGGAUCUCUUCGCCGCAGCCUGUAACACAGAUGCCGAUGCUGUCUACAUCGCACCCCAAAUCAACGUGAACGGCGCCCAUCUGCAAGUCUUGAAUAGCUUCAUCUACCUGGGUAGCACCCCCUUCCGCACCACCAAGAUCGGCGACGAAGUGGCCCACCGGAUCUCCAAAGCGAGCCAAGUCUUCGGUCUUCUGCAAAGCACCGUCUGGAAUCAACACGGUCUCCACCUCGGUACCGAACUGAAGAUGCACAAAGCGGUCAUCCUGCCGACGCCACUGUAUGUAGCAGAAACCUGACUGGUAUGCAAGAAGCAGGCACGAAGACUCAACCACUCCCACCUCAGCUGUUUUCGAAGGAUCUUGAAGUUGAAGUGGCAGGACCGGAUCCCGCACAUGAACGUACUGGGACGGAUGGGAAUCGUCGGCGUCUGCGCCCUGCUGAGACAACUGAAACUGAGUUGGAGCGGCCAUCUCGUGCGGAUGGACGACAAGCGGCUACCGAAUAGAUUCUUUUACGGAUAUGUCGACACGGGUUUACGCCGACAGGUAGGUCAAGUCCGGUGCUACAAGGGCGCCCUGAAGACUUCCCUGAGACGCCUGCAAAUCAAUCCCAUCAACUGGGAAGAAAUUGCCCGAGACCGACCGACCUGGUGGAGUGCAGUGGAGACAGACGCAGUGAUCUACGAAACCAACCGCAUCACCGCCUCCAAAGCCAAACGCAAAUCUCAUAGACCUCGACUGCCCUCGCCUCACAACAUCAACAGUCAGCCUCCCCCGACCUGCGCACGUCGCAGCGGACGUUCCCAGACACUAGUCAGUCUCAUUAGACAUCUUCAAACCAACUGCAUCACCCGGACGGCACCUCAUGAUGCCCCCCCACCAACAUCCGCCCCGCCCCCACGCCGAUAA